Molecule: messenger RNA, 7577 nt
Organism: Amyelois transitella
Lineage: Eukaryota; Metazoa; Arthropoda; Insecta; Lepidoptera; Pyralidae
Gene: sick
Product: protein sickie
Exons: 32
Coding region: 16-6396 (2126 amino acids)
Biological process (GO): nervous system development; neurogenesis
Molecular function (GO): ATP hydrolysis activity
Source: RefSeq, a predicted model, not a curated record
AAGUGAUAAGUUGACAUGGGUAACACUAGCUCGGGACAGGGGCCCGCGCGGCACAGCAGCAAGGGCAGGAAGUCCAGGAGUUUGCCAACAUCGCCUGAAGUUAGGAGGCAGGUGUCGGUUCUGCAGACUUCCAUCCCUCUGCCUGCGUCGGCGGCGGCUGUGAGACGUGCUCCGCCGGACAAACGACCUUUGCCAGCCACCCCCGUGCAUUCAGGAGGAAAAACUGGACUAUCAGCAAGUUCAAGCCGCUCCACGAGCCCCCUGGGACAGGGAGCAGUAAGUUUCAUUCCGCGGGCACCAACUUCCUCAUCCGGAUCACGGCCGAAUUCGUCGUUGCUGGCGCCUGGAACUAAGAUCCCGUCCACUUUACAGUCACAGCAACAUUCUCAAACAAAUACCAAUCAAAAUGGAACUCCGACCAAGCAUUCCAUGCUGGAUAAAUUAAAACUUUUCAAUAAAGACAAAAUCAGCAGUGAAAAACAAAAUAGUAAAAGUACCGCAGUGUCAAAACGUACAAGUUCUUCCAGUGGUUUUUCUUCCGCCAAAAGUGAGAGAUCAGACUCAAGUUUAAGUCUUAAUGAAUCCUCUAAUACGGCAAAUAUACAUAUCAAAUCUUCAAAUUUAUUGGGACCUAAGAGUAUUAGGCAACAACAUGAUACCCUAUCAAAAGAUAAGUCUGGAAAAAAUGUUAAAUCUAAAUUAAUUAGUUCUAAGGCACCUAAAGAAUCAUCUGCAAACGUUGGUAAAACUAGUACUAAAACUAGUACUGAAAAAUUAAAAAAUAGUCCAAAACUGCCUUCUCGUGACAAAGAAUCAAAACUGGCGGCUCCUAAAUCUGUAAGCAAUACCAAAUUAAAUCAGAUCGAUGAUCAUUCGAGAAGCUCUAGAUCAAAAAUGGAGUCAAAGGUGGUUAAACUAUCAGGAAGUCAGGUCAAACUAACUGAACAACGAAAUGAUACCUCGGAACCUAAAGUUCAAGAAAAUACAUCUCAUUCCAAAUCAGCUGUGAGCCAAUCCCAAACAAUAUGUUCAGGACAAAACAUCGGGUUGGUAAAUCAAACUGGAAUUCCAAAACCAACUGCUGCGGUAAAAGGAACUUUUAAAAUAUCUAAAGAAGAAAGGCAUAUUAUACAUAAAAGUACAAAUAGUCAAUUAAGUCCUAUACAAAGCAAUUCUAGUUUAAAUUCCACGAAUAAUAUAAGUGCACUUCCUUUUAAUAGAGAACAGUCCAAUUUAGGCAAGGAAAUAUCUCAAAAGCAAACAUUGGCCGUGUCUCCGAUGCCAGUAGUAACUGGAAAUCAAAACCCAUUAUCGCAGAUGUCUGAAAGCUCUCAUUCGAAUUCGACACACAGUACUACAGGACAACAUUCAAAUUCAAGUGACAGCAGCGUUAUUUACCGUCCGUCAAGCGAAUCUGGUUCAGAGAUAUCUAAAGCCCCAAAUAUUAAUAACAAAAGACUGGAUAUGAACUCUGCCUAUUUAAGUAACGUUAUUUGCGAAGCAGAAAUAUCUGAGAAAGAAGCAGCUCAAAAACGUUUAAACAAUUCAGUGUCAAGGCAAAACUAUGAUGGUAACAAAACUUUAACUGAUUCAAACCGAAAGCAAGAGACUGAUACAAGAUCGAGUACGCCUUCUCAUUGUCGAGAUAAUUCUCUUGGGGAAGAUGAAAAUCCCUUAAUGAAUGUUUUACCAAUGAGACCUUUGCUUAGAGGCUAUAACAGUCACUUGACUUUACCAAUGAGAACAUCUGGUUUAACGCAAAAAAACAAUGCGGGAUACCCGCAUCAUGCCAAUACCGUAAAAGCAAAUUUCGGUAGAGAAAAUAUGGGUUUGCGUGACCGAAUGAAUUAUGGACCAGGUUUUUCUAAUCCAGAUUAUUGUGAUCUUGAAAUUGCAUCUGGAUAUAUGUCUGAUGGUGAUUGCUUAAGGCGAAUCAAUAUUAAUGAAAUAGAUUGUGGACGAAAUAAUGAUGUCAUGGAUGGUUACAUGUCAGAAGGUGGAGCAUCGCUGUACGGUCGUCGGAUGAAUUAUCAACAGUCUACAAACUUUCAACAAGUUGAAGAUAGACGCAGCGGAGGUCGCAAUAGAACUAUGGAGGGAAACGGCGUGGUGUACAGAGUGGUUGGUCGAACUCGCAACAAGGCAGACUGUGGUCAGCAGACGGAACGGCAACCGGCGCGACAGGACUCCACCUGGAAGAAAUAUACAGAAUCGCCUGGGAAUCAACCAGCGCAGGCGCCCCCUAGCCCGUCUCAUGGUCGCAAGGGAGAGAGAAGGACUGGGCACCACUCUCCCCAACAUCACAAACGAGAGAAACUAACUGCUGCUCAGCAGUUGGGCAUAGCGCCUCACCCUCAGUAUGCAGCGUCAUCUAAUUCUUCUAGUCAACAUUCUUCAAGAGGCGGAUCGCAACUUCAAUCUCCAAGUGGUCCUUCGUCUCGACCAUCGAGUGUCUCCAGUGGUGGCAACGGCAGUAGUUGCUCCUCAAACAAGGCGAAGGUUCCUCAGAACUUCGGCUAUGUGAAGCGGCAGAACGGGGCUCCUCAACCCACGCCACAGUCUAAUGGGCCACCGCCACAACACGGGCAUAGCGGAAGAACAGCUCAAGUUUCUGCCGUGCCAAGAACUAAAGUAAAAGUUUCUGGUGGAACACAGACCUGUACACAAGAUCUCCAAAUACAUAAAAAUGGGAUCGGACCUAAAUCUUAUUCUCUUGGAGGCACAGCCGCAGCGCAGCUGUCAGCGUCAGUCAGGGAACGACUGCUCGGAUCCCAGUCAUUGCCCAAGCCUGGAACUCAUGAGUUUGCUGCGCUAUUCCAUCAUCACAGGAUCGCUCCGAGAGGCGGAAUGAAGAUCAGUGAUGGCAGUCUGUCUGACACCCAAACGUAUUCCGAGGUCAAGUCUGACUAUGGAAUACCGUAUGCACCUUGGUUGAGACACAGCAACACAUACUCCGCGAGCGGGCGCCUCUCCGAAGGGGAGUCCAUGGAGUCUCUCACCUCGUUGCAUUCGUCGGCCCACAACCACACCUCCUCCCCUAACUCACACCACCGCAGCUCACUCACUCACAAUAAGCUCAUCAUGCACCGAGACGCUCAGGGCUCCAGGCUUAACAGGAGUAACAGCAUUAGAUCAACAAAAUCAGAGAAAUUGUAUCCGUCAAUGCUGCAAAGAUCAUCGGAGAGUGAUUACGAACCUUAUUAUUGCUUGCCGGUGCAGUAUGGACCAGGUGGACAAGGUCUAAACUAUGGUGUUUCGGAACCACCGUCGCCCUCCCCGCGAUCGGCCCUCAGCCCCACGCACCAGCCCGGCAAUGUAUUGCACACACCGAGACAUUCCCACCAUUACCCUAAGAAAAAUGAUGAUGCUCACGGUUCCACGGCAUCGUUGGUUUCCACUGCGUCCUCACUGGCGGCUGGAGCGGGUUCUGACGAGAGACAUGCACACGAGGUGCGCAAGUUAAGACGAGAACUGGCUGAUGCCAAAGAAAAAGUGCAUACGCUGACCACACAACUAACAACCAAUGCCCAUGUGGUGUCGGCGUUUGAACAGAGUCUCUCGAACAUGACGCAAAGACUGCAGCAGCUCACAGCCACAGCCGAGAGAAAGGACUCUGAGGUGACGGAGCUACGACAAACGAUAGAACUGCUUCGGAAGCAGUCUAUCCAGGCCGGCCUUACUACGGCCCAUAUGCAAUCUAUGGGCAUCCGAGCAGAUGGCGUUAAUAUGACUGGACAGCAAGAACCACACCCACAAACACAGUCUUCGCCACAACGAAACGCUCAAACUGGGAAUGGGGCAAUCACAAGGCAUCUCUCCACUGAUAGUGUAUCCAGUAUCAACAGUCUGAGCAGCGGGUCAUCAAUGCCUCAUGAUAAGAAGCAUAAGAAAAAGGGAUGGCUACGAUCAUCGUUCACAAAGGCGUUCUCACGGAACGCUAAAAUCUCGAAGACGGCGAAGCAUUCGUCCCUCGGGCAACUGUCGUCCCAAGACAGCUCGUCCGGGUCGCACCACUACGACGACCCCCACACUAUACGAGAAGGCAGCAAUGAAAAUAGCCUGGAACAUUCCCAUGAAGUCCUUGUGGAUAGUAAGGACAAGACAGCGGUACCCGCGGUCAAGCCCGAGGAGCCGACCAAAGAAAAACCAGAAGACUCGGGUUUGGUGGACGAACUAAAAAGACAGUUGAGAGAGAAGGACCUCGUCCUGACUGACAUAAGAUUAGAGGCUCUGAGUUCAGCGCAUCAACUGGAAAGUCUCAAAGAUACCGUCAUCAAAAUGAGAAAUGAAAUGUUGAACCUGAAGCAAAACAACGAGCGCCUCCAACGUUUAGUGACGUCGCGGUCCCUGGCUGGCAGCCAGAGUUCCCUCGGGACUGGCGGGUCGGCUGUCGAAGACCCAAGGAGAUUCAGUCUAGCAGACCAAGCCACUAUGCAUCAGACGACGAUAGACAUUCACUCUCAGCCCUUAGACCUCGACUUCAACUGCAUAACUUCCACUCCGGACUAUAAGAAGAGCUCUCCUACCGCCGGAAUGGAGCCUAUAUACGGUAAUAAAGCCGUAUGCGAACUGAACGAGAAAGGAGAACUACUCGCCUUGAACGGAUCCGCUGAUAUGUUCACUAAUGGACUCAGUGCCACUGAGAGGCUAAGCGGAGACUAUGAUAUCAAUACUGUGUUGCCUCCGCCGAAGACUAGAGAACUAGCGAUUGGGGAGAGCUACUCAGAUAUUGGGGUCGCCGAUAGUCAAGGAGACACGACAGAUGGUAAGAAGAUCGCGAUAGCUGUGUACUUGGGCCAACCAGAGACAUUCCAAAGAUAUUUCGAAGAGGUCCAAGACACGCUUACAGAGUCUGAAGUCAGAUUUUUUGCGAAACAAUCCGCUAGCGCGUUCAACCACUACGAAAAACAACCGAGCUUCGACUCACCUCGAAUAUCACAAAACCACAGUCCAGAGGCAGAGUGCCAGGACUUCCCACAGAUCAAUAAAUCUAACACGAAUAGCCUUAAAAGCAAUAAAUCUACGCACAGUAAUUCAUAUAAGAAUGUGUAUAAUAGUGACUCGACAAUAAACGCCAAUGAAUUCACUAUAGCGUACACGUAUAUUUCUGGCAAGACUACUUGGCAGAACUUAGAUUACAUAGUUAGGAAAACAUUUAAGGAUUAUUUAUCUAGAAUAGACCCGGGAACAAAUCUGGGAUUAAAUACUGAUUCGAUUACGUCGUAUCACUUGGGCGAGGCGACGCGAGGCCCGGAGAUAGGAUUCCCGGAACUGCUCCCGUGCGGAUACAUCAUAGGAACUGUGAACACCCUCUACAUCUGCCUGCAAGGAGUCGGCAGUUUGGCGUUCGACAGCCUUAUACCAAAAAAUAUUGUAUAUAGAUACGUAUCCCUGUUAUCGGAGCACCGGCGCGUGAUUCUCUGCGGGCCGAGUGGCACUGGCAAAUCGUACCUGGCGGCCAAGCUAGCAGAGUUCUACGUGCAGAAGACGCAGAGAAGAGGUGUGCCUGCCGAAGCCGUCGCCACUUUUAAUGUCGAUCGCAAAUCGUGCAAUGAACUGCGAGCUUACCUGGCGAACAUCGCGGAGCAAUGCGGGGCCGCAACCGCUGGUGAAGAAGCAGCGUUACCCUCCGUAGUGGUGCUGGACAACUUGCAGCACGCUUCGGCGCUUGGAGACGCCUUCGCGGGGUUACUGCCGCCUGACAAUAGAAACAUGCCUGUUAUUAUCGGGACAAUGUCUCAAGCAACAUGUAACACAACAAAUUUGCAACUGCACCAUAACUUCAGGUGGCUCUUGACUGCGAAUCACAUGGAACCAGUGAAAGGAUUCUUAGCUAGGUAUCUCCGUCGGAAACUGUUCUCUUUGGAACUACGUCUGGGCAGACGGGAACCGGCGUUAGCAGCAGUACUAGAGUGGCUGCCUGGGGUCUGGUCCACACUCAACUCCUUCCUCGAGGCGCAUUCCUCCAGCGAUGUCACAGUCGGCCCCAGGCUCUUCUUAGCGUGCCCCAUGGACUUGGAGGCCAGUCAGGCGUGGUUCGCGGACGUGUGGAACUACAGUAUCGUGCCGUACGCGUCAGAAGCUGUUCGCGAAGGAGUAGCGUUGUACGGCCGUCGAAGACACGCUGGUUUGGACCCACUGCAACAUGUCAAGUCGUCCUACCCAUGGCGGGAGCCCAAUCAUUCGCACACAUUGAGAGCGAUAACAGUAGAAGAUCUGGACAUGGAAGAGUCGAAUCCCGACUCUGCCAGCAACAACAACCAAGAUCCAUUGUUGAACAUGCUAAUGCGCCUCCAAGAAGCUGCAAACUAUAGUGGAAACCAAAGCCAAGACUCUGAUAAUGCCAGUAUGGACUCGAAUCUCACACAUGACAGCUCUAUGGGGAAUGAGCUAUAAAAUAUUUACUGUCGAGAUUGAACUGGACACAACAGCACUAAAAUCACGGCACCAUCAAUACAUAUAUAUUUCCCAUAAUCAACUGGCGCCGUCUGUAACGUCUAACAUACGUUACGUAACAGUAAAUGGCUUACCCAUCAAAUCAGGUGCUGUAAAUUAUAGAUGAUGCCGUGAAAAUAAAAAUAAAAAAUGUUUCUCCAGAAUUCCGUAGCCGUGUUUUGACCACCUUGUGACCCCAGUGUUUCAUUCUUUUUAUCUUACUGCUUACUUAUUAGUAAAUAAUGAUUGUUUCUUUAUUUUGUGAUUUUAAUCACAAGCUAUCAGUUCUUAAAAUAAAAUAAACAUUUCAGUUUCCUAGUGAAAUGUAUGAUAUUUACUAAGCCAAAUAUUUGCCAUAUGUACGUGGGUUAUUUUAUUUAUUUGUUAAGUGUUAAUAUGAUUUGGGAUCUAUUAUUCAAUUUAGUUGCGCAUCGGUAUGUACUAAUUUAUAAUUAUCAAAAAUGAUAAUUGUUAUAGGUAUAUAACAGUGGCGCGCAUCCCAUGCACACUACGUAUAAUCUUUAUACAAUUUCAACAAUAAAGUUAAGAAGUGGGAUCAACACCACUACUUUACGGAAGGAUUUUUGCUCUGCAAUAUUUGUAAGCUAUGCAAAUAUUAUAAGUGAGAGUAUAAAAACCUACCAUUGUUUAAUUUCAUUUCAAAUUUUUGUAUGUUUUUAACGGAGAUGUUAAAAAUUGGUACACGUAUUCGUGAAUAAAUACUUAAAUUUAAAGACAGUGCCUGGAGCGAAGUAUUUUCCAUUUUUUAUGAAAUUAUUCAGACGGAGUAGGACUGUUAUGUAAUGUUUAUAAAAAGCAUUGUGGCUUUUACUAUUGUUAUAUUUUUUCAAACUUAGGUUACGGACCGCAUUUGUAUUAUGACAUGUAUGUAAAAUAAUAUAUGAAAGUGUAAUUUUUAUACCAUUUUCAUAUAAAAACUCAUGUACCUAAUAAAUAUAUUUAGAUGUAUGUAAAUAAAAUAUGUUUAUAAUUUUUUUUCUAUGCGAUUACACUAACAGCUAUUACGCCAUAAACAGUGUAGCGUUACUUUUGUAUAGAAAAGCGUAACAUUUUGUUACAUGUUUGAUAUGGAUUGACUUGUGUGCAUAACUGAAACGUGAUAUCUACAAUCUAUGCUUUAC